ACAUCACCAGUCUUGAGUGUACAGCAGUUUUAUCUGAAUGGCCAUAAUAUAAUCAUUUUUUCGGACUUAUGCCAAGUGGUUUUAAAGACUUGGGGGUCAUACAACAAUUUAUAUAACAUGUUGAAAAAACAUGGAAUCGGGACAUGCCGAUUUGAUCACUUACAGCUUAGAUGGCUGAAGAAUUCUGGAUUUGUUAAUCUCCAAGUUAAAAAUUGUUCAUUUAUUAUCGAGAAAGAUUUCUAUCAAAUACUUCACAAAUAUGAUGAGGAGAACAACACUGAUCGUGCAAAAAGAAUUCAGCUGUCAAGUCCAAUUACAAUGGAUAAUCUUAGCAAAACAAACACACAGUCUCAGGGUGGGAAAAAGUACUGUAACAAUGAUAUUUUGGCUGUUGGUAGAAAGACCUCAAGUCAAAUCUGUGGAUCUUCAAUUCAGAACACAUACACAUAUCUCUCUACAAAUCAAGAUCAAGAUUUCGUAACCUUGUCUGAAGCUUAUAGAUUAUUUGAAACCAAGUUCAGAAGGCCAGACCUUUUAAACCUGGUGUUACACAAUCUAAAGAUAAAUGUAUGUAAGUUAACAGCAAAUGAAAUGGCAAGGGUUGAUACUAAUGCUGGAGUCAUGUGUAAUGAUGACACUUUAAGAGAACUGUAUAUAACUAGAGAAGAUUUUGAGCACGCCUUACAGUACACCUCAGCUUUUCUUGAUACAAGUCCAGCCACUGUUUCAUCUGGUCAUUUGGAAGCAUUAAGUAAUUCUAUGGCCAAGAAAGGGAACAACACAGAGGCACACAACUCAGCUGGAUUAGUAUCUAGUUCCUCUUCAACAACCUCUGAAACACCUAUGUUGUCUGACACUGGAAACUUCUUAGAAUCAGAAACAGCAAAAGAAAGCAACAGUGUCCCUAGCUGUGUAAUUAGAACUUGUCUGGUGGAGGGCGAAGUUGUUGUGUGUGUUCCUGAUCUGCGCAAAGUCGUUAUUGAUCUGUAUGGUCAAAGCGUCCAAGUUGGCAGCUUAAUGCAUCGGCUUGGAAUUCCAACACACCGUUUCUCAAGCAUGAUCUUGAAGCAUCUCAAAGGUCACAACAUCUUGAGUUCAAGAGCAACCCUUUGUACUUACAUCACAAAGGCAGAUGCUGAAAGACUGCUCAAGAUGUACCACAUGUGUAAUCGUUCCGAGAACCAAAGCGAAGAUCCACCAAGAAUUGAGUGGAGUGAGCCGAUCAUUCUUGCAAAUGACUUCAAUGCAACCCGUGGAGACCACCUAGCAUCACCACAGCUGCAGCAGUGUGUUCAAGCUGAAUUAAAGGUUCCCUUGUUUAUCAUAAACCAGCAAGUGGUUGUUGCUAUGCCAGAUGUUCAUAGAGCUGUUCAAUUGCUGAAUGGUAACAGUGUGCAGUUACGUUACAAUCUUGACAAGCUAGGAAUUGUCAAACACAAAUACUCCUACUCUGAUGUACUUCAUCUGAAAGUUUUAGGUCACAUUAACAGGCCAAGUGUGUGCACAUACAUCACUAGAGCAGACUUUGAUGUCCUUCUACAGUUUUACACAACUUCUGCAAAUGAACACAAAUUGAAGUUAAUUGAAUUACAGGAGCCAGUAGUGGUAGAGAGAAUGGAGAGCAAUUCUGACAGCACUUUUAGUGCUGGGGCUGGUGAAGAAGUUGAAGAUGAGGAUGAAACUAAUAAGGAUCAGGUUGAUGAAUAUUCUAUAUCUGAUCUUUACAAAGUAUUUGUGGGUGAUGACCUAGAUUCCACUCAGAGCAGCCAAAAUAAUACUGAUGAUAAUCUACAAGAGCAAAUUUCUCAAUGCAGGUCACCACCAACAAGUGUCAGCAUCUUGCCUUCUUCACAACUCAAUAUUGUUAAUCCUGACUCGGAUAAUGAAGCUGUCGGUGAUGAAUGUCAAGAAAGUACAACGACUUACAAAAUAGUUUCCCCAAGUCUUUCAGAUGCUGGCUCAUUUUCCAUAGCAGAGCUGGUCACUCAUCCCAGUACAGCUGUUUCAAGCCAUGUAUCUUCUGUGUCACCUCAGCCUAGUGGGACACCUGAUGGAGGUCAUGUCUGUGUCAAAGCAGUGGAAGGUGAAGAACACAGCAAAAAUAUUAGCCCUCCAGCGACAGGUGUCUUUCUUGUUGGGAUCAGACCCACUGUUGACAGUCCAAAGGGUGUGUCCAAGGAGAUCCAUUCUAUUACUGGAACCCAUGUUGUUCAUCCUUCACCUUCUCUUGGCACAAUUCUUCCUGCUUUUGGUUUGCGUGAUGCACACUUAGGUGUCAUCACACAUCAUGGCAUCACAGAGCAUGUUCCAUCCAUUCCAACAGAUUAUAACAUCCAUUCAACAUGUGCCACAACUGCUAGCAGAUAUGGAGUGACGCCUUCAGUUGGUUUGAGUCCUACAAGCUGUGGUAAGAUAUUAGUCUAUAAUCUUGACUUGGUUGUUUGAUAUCAUUCUUGAUCCUUAAAAUCUACUUCUUUGGUAAACACCCAGGAAAACAACAAUAUACAUUAGGCAAGAGCCUAGUCUCCUACACAGCCAUUUGUUGUGUUGCCAUGCAACACCCCUCCCCAAGGAUCAUUCCAAGGGGCACUGCGGGACAAGAAAAAAAGUAUGCUUGGGAGACUAGCUACAGCCAAGUGAGGUUCCACUUAAGCAAACUAGCAAUCAGCUCUAUAUCAUGAUCAGUGUGCAAGCACUGAACUAAACCUGCAUGCCCUUACUCCUUUAAGAGAGUUAAUGCACAUUUAUGAAAUACCGGAAAGCCAAAAUUGGUCAUGGAUGGAUGGUAUUCGUGCUGCUUCUUUGAACAAGUCCCUUGCAAUUUGCCAGUCAUAAGUGGAAACAACAAGGUAGACAAGCACCAAUUCAUUUUUGUAUUAUAGGUUAUUGAUCAUGUCAUAAUAAUUUCCUUUUUAUGGAAUCAGUGAUUUUACUGCCCAAGCAGACCUACCAUAGGAGAAAAAAGUUACUUGCUUGGAUGUAAGCAUCUAAUUUUUCCUGAAAAAUAUUAACACCAUGUCAUCAGAGGUAGUGAGGGAAAAGGAAGUUAUUAUUUUUUCAAUGACUUUUUUUAACAGGUCACUGUCAUCAAAGCAGCAAAAGACCAACUGAAGAUUUAGUGAGUCAUCCAAGAGUGUUUGAACAACCAGCCAAAAAAUAUAGAGGUAUAUUUUGCAUGGGUUGUUUUCAUUGUUAACGUAUUUAAAAUCAAUGUGUUUGGGCUAUUAGCCCCUGAUAUGUACCCUGCAGACUGGAUACAAUACAUUAUUUGAUCUCGACAAGUCUCUGAUUUCCUUUAUUUCAGUGAGUGAUGAAGAUUUAUUAAAGACCCUUCAGCGUAAAGAAACUGAAAUGAAAAUUUUACAUGGUGAGGGAAGUAGUUUUCAUGAAUUGCUUCUACAGUUGAUCCUUCAUUAAGCUCCUUCUAUGAAGUGUAUGGCCACCCUCUAUUAAUGAGUGGACAGUAAUCAAAGUCCCAAAAUAAUAUUGUCACAAAGACUAUAUCAUUGUAAAUGAAACCUCUAUUGAGUGGCCACUUCCAUCAAGUGCCCGUGCCACAUUUUGGCCAUCCUGACAAGAGUUCUCUUGGCACCUCUAACUAGGGACCAACCAUUUGACUUUUGAGGGGGGCGGAUCAUGGUAUGGGCGAUUUCAGAAAAAAAUAUCCUGCAGACUGAUUUUUUCAAGGGGAAAAAAUCUUGCAGGGAAAUACUUGGGGAAAAAUAUCUUGCACUGAAAAAAGUAACUCUCAUGGCAUAUAGCAACAGGGUUUGUACAGAUCUUUGGAUCCAAAAUUCAAGACUUUUUCCAUACUUUCUUCCAAAACAACAAUUUCUUUUUCCAGACCCAAGGUUAUCAAAUAGGUGAUCUAUAGAGACCUUAAAAAAAGCAGGAACAAAGCUUUUUUCAUCAUGCACUGCAAACAAACAGGCAAGAUUGAAUAAGAUAUCCAAAACUAACAAAUAUCACUUCUAAAGCACUUGUUGUAGCUUUGAAAAGUUAGUGCUGUAACAGUGGUGAUGAUAGUGAUAAUGCUGGUGAUGAUGACAGUUCAGUUUAUUCACACCUGUAUACAAUAUUGACACUGUAUAUAGUAACGUAGGAAUAAAAUAACAAAUUAGAGAGAAAAAGAAAAGAAAUACAUUAAUGACUUUGGUAGAAGUGUGCGGUGGUUAGAGGAGCUUAGCUUUUGAGCUAACCACUGCGGACAACUAUGGUAAUGGUCAUAGUAACAGUGGUGAUGAUAGUGAUAAUGCUGGUGAUGAUGACAGUUCAGUUCAGUUUAGUUUAUUCACACCUGUUUAUAAUAUUGACACUGUAUAUAGUAACGUGGGAAUAAAAUAACAAAUUAGAGAGAAAAAGAAAAAAAAGACAUUAAUGACUUUGGUAGAAGUGUGCGGUGGUGAGAGGAGCUUAGCUUUUGAGCUAGCCACUGCAGACAACUAUGGUAAUGGUCAUAGUAACAGUGGUGAUGAUAGUGUUGAAAAUGAAGUGAUGUUAAUGAUUAUUGCAAUGAAAACAUUGAGGAUGGUGAUGUUGAGGAUGAAAUCUGUCUUAAAUUAACAUGGAGUCACACGUUGAAAAAAAAACUGUGUAUUGACUUGCAUUUAGAUGCAUAUCAAGGGCAAAUAAAACAGGAAAGAGAAAACAGACUGGCGAUGCAACAAGAGUUGGACCGGUUAAAGGGUAUGUUACUUAUUACCUUAGACUCUUGUCAUGGGCAUUCAAGUAUUAAAUGAUAAAGGUACCCUCCUUUUCAUGGUAUCAGGAUGAAUAUAGAGAAGCUUCAGCAUCUGAGUAUCAGAAACUACUGUUCUGAGCCUUCUUUUUGUGUGGUGGUGAGCUUUCAGGUCUUAAUCCACUAUAUACACUAACUUGAUGAAUUCGUGUAAUCACAAUAUUGUUGUAAUUUGAAUUAUUGACUUAACUUUGCACAUAACCCCAAAAAGGAAGGAGAUAUAUGGGUUUGGCCAUGUAUGUGUGGCACCUAGUUUAUUUGCUUUGGUUGGGGGUGGGGGUAAUUUGGUUGGUACCAUCCGUCACAUUUAACCCGUCAAUUGCACACUUGAUCAUUCUUCUUGCAGCAAUCAUAGAGCAUUUAACUGCUGAAGCUGUCUCUGCAUAAUCACAGUAGUGCUUGUAGUGGAGAGCCAAUUUUAACCCUUUGAAUCCUCAGAUCAAAAUUUAAAUUCUCAUUUGUUGCCCCUAUUAAUUUCCUACAGAAGUAGUUGGGAGAAGUUUUAAUCUCUAGCAAAUUCAUCUUGUGUGAUCAUGUCCGUAAUUCUCAUGACCACUCUGUUUUACAAAGCAUUGAUAUAACAAGGAGAAAUUUGAUGCUGAUCACUCUUAGGGCUUAAGGGUUAAGAUUUCAUAAAUAACGUACUUGUGGUGAUCAACAAAUAACUGUCGUAACGCUCAAGGUUUAUGGGAAGGUGCAUUGUUUUGCAGAUUCUAAUACAGCGCUUUUAAAGAACAUCGAAAGAAAAGAGUUGGAAAUGCAGAUUUUGCACGGUAACCCAUCUUUUCAACUAUCUUUUUCCUGGUGAUAGUAAAGCUAUGUUUUCUUUCUAAAACUGAAAGUGUAACGGCCAUCCUAUCUCCCGAUUCUAACCUUGAUUUGCAAGUGUGGCUUACAAUAACUUGAGUUUCUUGGAGCUAUAAAAACACAAAGAAAUAAUCAUGUAAAUUUGCACUGCCCAACCCCCCACCUACCCUAACUUGAAUGGGGGCUAACUAGAAAACCAAGCAGAAUUUUUCUUCCUAGCUCGCACCUUUCAUUUCCUUUAUUAGUUUCGUACUUAGGUGAAAUAUCAUUAAGAGCUCAAUAAAGAAUUGUCUUAAUUGUUUUGAAUCAAACUAAGUUGAACUGAAAACACUUAAACUAGGAUUUCACAUUGAAGUCCUCUCGUUUCCCUUAUCGUCUUGUUACCACCAAUACCACGAAACACUCAUAUCAUCCGCAUGUUUUCAGAUUCAUACAAGCUGCAGAUGGACUCAGAACGAAAGAGGCGCGAGGAGCUAGAGAAUGAAGUAUUUCAUUUAAGAGGUGAGUACAAUGUUCCUAUGACGUGCUACGAAAUGAAAGCAAGACCAAUG
Molecule: messenger RNA, 6096 nt
Organism: Porites evermanni
Lineage: Eukaryota; Metazoa; Cnidaria; Anthozoa; Scleractinia; Poritidae
Source: the annotation of a GenBank genome assembly